GAGAGCAGCGGUUUGGAGCUUUGCGUAUAAAGCCUAACGACCGAACAGGUUGCAGGUUUAGUUCGUGCUCCACUACCGAACCGAUCGGUGCCAGGGGUGACGCUGUGCAUCAGUGAUUUUUUCUAUUCGCUUGUGAUUGUUGUGUGUUAACAGUAGUAGCUUCGUAGAACUGAUUUCGUUUGCCCAAUACCGUUGGCACAGUGCACAAAGGAAAGCCUGAUUUGUGUCGCGAGAAGCUAAGGCUUAAGGUCGCAUAGCGUUAUGCGACGUUCAACGAUGUUCGCAUCGAAGAAGGACCCGGCGAUCCGGAUCCUGUCGACAUCGUCUUCGUCGCUGCUGGCAGUGUGCCUGGUGCUGAGUGUAGUGCUUGUACCAGCGGUGCAGUGUGAGGGCCACUACUCGAUCGUGGGUGCGAAACUGCUCCGGCCUAACUCCGAGUACCAUGUAGCGGUAACGAACCAGGAUGUGAGCGAACCGAUCCGUUUCAGCCUUGCCAUUACGGAUGCAAGCAGCGUGAUCGCCAAACAGGAGAUUACGCUGAACACCGGUGAAACGCGGCUCGUACCGUUCGCUAUUGGUGAUAUUUCCGAGUCGUCGUACAAGCUGGUCGCCGAAGGGUUAUCGGGCCUAACCUUUAAGAACGAAACCGAUUUGGAGUAUCAGCAGAAGAGCUUCUCGGUAUUUGUGCAAACGGACAAAUCCAUCUACAAGCCGGGCGAUACGGUGCGGUUCCGUGUGCUGGUACUCGACCCGAACACCAAACCCCUCCAGAAGGCGGACAACAUUAGCGUGCACAUUAACGACGCUAAAGCGAACCGCAUCAAGCAGUGGAAGGAGGGCAAGCUGGUGAAGGGUGUGUUCGAGUCGGAGCUGACCCUCUCGACCGCCCCGGUGCUGGGCGCGUGGACCAUCAACGUGGAAGUGCUGGGAUCGAAACACAACAAAGUUUUUGAGGUGGAUGAGUAUGUGUUGCCGAAGUUUGAGGUUACGGUUGAGUCGCCCGGCAUCACCACGUUCAAGGAUGGUAAGGUGAAGGCGAUCAUUCGCUCGAAGUACACGUACGGCAAGCCGGUGAAGGGUGAGGCAACCGUGUCGGUCAGUCCCGAGUUCCAGUUCCAUUACGUGCAGCCGUUCGCUAAGGAUGUGAUCACGCGCAAGGUGAUCCCGAUCGAUGGCAAGGGUUCGGUUGAGUUCGAUCUGCGCGAGGAUAUCCAUCUGGAGGGUGAUUACUCGCGUAACAUCGUCAUUGAGGCGGUGGUGGAGGAAGAGCUAACUGGACGGAAACAGAACGCCUCCGCCAAGGUGAUGAUCUACGAUCGUCGCUACAAGAUGGAGCUGGUAAAGUCGGACGAUAACUUCAAGCCUGGGCUGCCGUACACGGCGUGGCUGAAGGUGUCCUACCAGGAUGGUGCGCCAGUGCAGGACCAAACGAAUCCGGUCGAAGUAAAGCAGUCUUCGUUCGAAAGCACCACAUCGGUGCAGAACUACACGCUCGAUCAGAACGGUAUGGCAAAGCUAGAGAUCAACACCGAGGUGAACAGCUCGUACAUCAACGUGGUCGGUGUGUAUCUGGGCCAGGAGUUUUAUCUGCACGGCAUUUCGAAGGCCGAAUCGGACGUGGAUUCGUACAUUCGCGCUCAGGUGCUGACGGAGAUGCCGCUGGUCGGUAAGGAUGUGCUGGUGGAGGUGACCUCGACCAGCCCGAUGAAGUACUUCACCUACCAGCUGCUCGGACGAGGAGAUGUGCUGCUGAGUAAUACGAUCGCUGUGCCGGAAAGCAAAACGCAGUCGUUCAAAUUCCCCGCCACCUUUGCGAUGGUACCGAGGGCCAAGCUGGUUGUAUACUAUAUUGCCCCGAACGGGGAUAUGGUCAGCGACAGCAAGGUGAUCACCUUUGACAGUGAGCUGCAAAACUUUAUGAAAGUAAGCCUCUCGAAGGAGCAGUCGAAACCGGGUCAGGAUGUGGAGAUCAGCAUCAGCACCAAUCCGGACUCGUACGUCGGACUGCUCGGUGUCGAUCAGAGCGUGCUGCUGCUCAAGAGCGGUAACGAUAUUACCAAGCAGCAGGUGUUUAGCGAGCUGGAGAAGUACGAGGAGCGCUCGUACGGGUUCUAUCGCAGGAAGAAGCGUUUCGCAUGGAAUCCGCAUGCUGAACAUCGGGAUUUUAGUACCGUCGGUGCAUUUGUGAUGUCGAACGCGAAUGACCCUCCCCCCAACAAUACGUUGCCCGAGGUACCGAUCUAUAAGUUUCACCGCGCACCGAACGGUACCGUGCUGUACACGACGAUCGAAAAGCCACGUGCGCAGAAGCAACACCACGUGCUGGUAACGAACACGCGGCCCCCGUUGGCCGGUCCGUUCGCGUUCAGUCGCAUUCCGCGACCGCACCGUGACAUUCCGCGCCUCUUCCUGUCGCAGGAAAUUCAAAACACUUGGCUUUUUGACAAUACCUACUCCGGCUUCAGUGGAGAGAAGACGCUGCAGAAGAAGGUCCCCGAUACGAUCACGUCCUGGAUCAUUACUGGCUUUUCGGUGAAUCCAAUCUACGGGCUGGGCCUUACGCAGCAGCCUCGCAAGCUGAACGUGUUCCUGCCAUUCUUCGUCUCAACGAACCUGCCGUACUCGGUCAAGCGGGGCGAGGUGGUCGCCAUUCCGAUCGUUGUGUUUAACUACAUGGAGGAUGAUCAGACGGCCGAAGUGGUGCUGCACAACGAUGAGCAGGAGUUUGAUUUUGCUGACGUGGAGAAUGAAGUUGUUGAGUCGAACAAAGUUGAACUGUUCCGUCAGAAGCGACUGGACAUUGCCUCAAACACCGGCAAAUCGGUCUCGUUCAUGGUGAAACCGAAGAAGCUUGGCCACAUCACGAUCAAGGUAACGGCGAAAACGAAGAUCGCCGGUGAUGCGGUUGAGCGUCAGCUGCUGGUCGAACCGGAAGGUCUGCCCCAGUUCAUCAACAAGGCCGCCUUUAUUGAUCUGCGCGCAGCACCAGAACUGACCAAGACGUUCGAGGUGGAAAUCCCCAAGAACGCUGUCCCAGACUCGACCCGCAUUGAGGUGGCCGUGAUUGGCGAUGUGAUGGGCUCGACCAUACAGAACCUGGACUCGCUGAUCCGCAUGCCGUACGGUUGCGGCGAGCAGAACAUGCUCAACUUUGUGCCGAACAUUGUCGUGCUGGACUACCUGAAGGCAACCAACAAGCUGACGGCCAACAUCGAGGCCAAGGCGAAGAAGUUCAUGGAGGCGGGCUAUCAGCGGGAGCUGAGCUACAAGCACCGUGACGGUUCGUUCAGUGCGUUCGGUGAGAACGAUAAGAGCGGCAGCACCUGGCUGACGGCGUUCGUUGCGCGAUCGUUCAAGCAGGCGGCCAAUCACAUCACGAUCGAUGAGGGCGUGAUCGACAAAUCGCUGGAAUGGUUGAGCGAUCAUCAGGCACCGAACGGUAGCUUCCCGGAGGUGGGUGUCGUAUCGCACAAGGACAUGCAGGGCGGAUCCGGCUCGGGUGUCGCCCUUACCGCGUACACACUGAUCGCUUUCCUGGAGAACAUUAACCUGGUGGAUAAGUACAAGAACACGAUCAACAAGGCGAUCGACUACGUGUACCGCAACACGGAAUCGCUGGACGAUACGUACGCGCUGGCACUGGCAGCGUACGCACUCCAGCUUGCCGAUCACUCGUCGAAGGGGCUCAUCCUGAGCAAGCUGGACACGAAGGCAACGACCGACAGUGAUUCGAAGUGGUGGCACAAACCGAUCCCCGAGACGGAACAGAAGAACCCGUGGUACAGCCGACCCAACUCGGUGAACGUCGAGAUGAGUGCGUACGGUAUGUUGGCCUUCCUGGAGGCUGGUCUCGACACGGACGCCCUGCCGAUCAUGAAGUGGCUGAUUGGGCAGCGUAACGACAAGGGUGGCUUCCAGUCGACGCAGGACACGGUCGUGGGGCUGCAGGCACUCGCCAAGCUGGCCGCCAAGAUCACAUCGCCCAACAAUGACGUCACGCUGACGGCAAAGAUCAAUGAAAAUCAGGAAAAGCGCAUGACGGUAAACGCGGAGAAUGGUAUGAUCCUGCAGAAGUUUGAGCUACCGUCGGCUGCCCGCAACAUCGAGAUUCAGGCCACGGGCAGCGGCUUUGCCGUGGUGCAGCUGUCCUACAAGUACAACAUGAACGUGACCGGCGAGUGGCCACGGUUUGUGCUCGAUCCGCAGGUGAACGCGAACACCAAUCCGGACUAUCUGCAUCUGUCGGUGUGUGCGAGCUUUGUACCGUCGGCCGGACAGAACGUGUCGAACAUGGCUGUGAUGGAGGUGGGCUUCCCGAGCGGGUUUACCGCGGACUCGGAUACGCUGCCGUCGUUGGAAAAUAUGCCAUUCAUUAAGAAAGUGGAAACUAAGGACGGUGACACGACGGUAGUGCUGUACUUCGACAGCUUGGAUCAGCGCGAGCUCUGUCCAACGAUCUCCGCCUUCCGGACGCACAAGGUAGCCAAGCAGAAGCCGGCACCGGUUGUAAUCUACGAUUAUUAUGACAAUUCUCGUAUCGCCCGUCAGUUCUACGACGGACCGAAGGCCUCCCUGUGCGACAUCUGCGAAAACGAGGACUGCGGCGAGGCGUGCAGCAUCCGAUCGCAGAAGCAACGCUCGUCGGACAGUCCCAGCCGCCAGCCGACGGUGGAAGGCACCAUGCAGAGCGGCAGUCAAACGGUGCGCGUCAGCUUUUUCACAUUCCUCCUGGCAACGCUGCUAGUGCGGAUGUUCCACUAGCGGUCGUGGCAGUGCUACGAGAUAAGAAUAACUUAGAAACCGCACCGACGAGCUCGCCGAUUUCGGAUUCGCGAUUGGGGUGGUUGUUACCAACGGUAAUGAUGGGAAGCAGGGAUGGUACAGUUGCUUUUUUUUUACUAGCAAAAAGACUGUCGAACGAGUGACGUGACUACAACAAAAAACACUACAAAAAAGAAGGCGAGAAAUAAAAGGAAAUGAAAUAAUCUUACUAAACAUA
Anopheles arabiensis is the source of this 4999-nucleotide messenger RNA. Its product is annotated as CD109 antigen-like. The record is from RefSeq and is a predicted model, not a curated record. Gene Ontology annotation, cellular component: extracellular region. Bases 262 to 4761 code for a protein of 1499 amino acids. Gene Ontology annotation, molecular function: endopeptidase inhibitor activity. The transcript has 12 exons. Lineage: Eukaryota; Metazoa; Arthropoda; Insecta; Diptera; Culicidae.